AUGGCUGCUCGUGGCAAGCGGAGGCGAGGCAAAAAGAACAAGGGAACGAGCCAGGCUGGUAAAACCCACCUGCAGAAUGGCAAACCGAAUUCCUACUCGCUGCCCAAGUCUCAACCAGCCCAGAAGCAACCCUCCGGUGCCAAGCAGCACGCUCCCCAGGCGAAGCAAACGCUUCCGUGCGAUUCAGCUAGUCCAGCAGACCGUAGGAACUGGAAAGCCUAUUUAAAGUCUCUUCGGAGAGACCGACAGUUGGAACACCUCAUUGGCAAUGGUCGAGCGGCUUUCGAGCUCUUCCGCAAGGAGAUGAUCGUGUGUCGCAACGAUUUCAAGUAUGUCCUUGGGGGUAUGGACGACAGACUGAGAAAGCUCGAGGAAAUGGUCCUCCCGGAUGCGGACCAUGGCAACGCGGAUUUAGGGGAUACACUUCAUCACGACAUCUACGAAGACCCCGACUUUGACAGCUACGAAGCCCCGGACGAUAUGGAAGAAGAGCGCUUCAGCGAGGCCUUCGCAUCAUUCUGCGACGACUACUGA
Molecule: messenger RNA, 534 nt
Organism: Thyridium curvatum
Lineage: Eukaryota; Fungi; Ascomycota; Sordariomycetes; Thyridiales; Thyridiaceae
Exons: 3
Coding region: 1-534 (177 amino acids)
Source: RefSeq, a predicted model, not a curated record